UUAGGCAAAGAAAUGCGUAAUCGCGUGUAAGCUUUGGCUAUCAUCAUUUUAUCGAACAUUUCAAGAGAGAGAAGAGAGAGGGAUCAUUUGUUCAUCGCCCGUUUUCUGAAACACGUCGACGGAGAAGGGGCAGCCUGUUCGGAAAAUUCGCAGAUCUCAGAGCAAAGAAUUGAGUUGAAUUCAAGUGUCAGAGGAGGAAGAAGGAGACACGAUUAGAAGGAAACAGAUAUGUUGCCCACUGCUUCCAGAGGGCGCUCCUCGUCCUCUUCAUCUCGAGCUAAUCCCAUGUAUUUACAGUACCUUCGCCGAAUUGUCAAGUGGCAACAAAUGGACAUCGAAUAUACAUUCUGGCAAAUGCUUCAUCUAUGCACUUCACCAAAAGUUGUUUAUCAGCAUACCAAGUAUCACAAGCAAACUAAGAAUCAAUGGGCACGUGAUGAUCCUGCUUUUGUUGUGAUCUGCAGUCUUCUUUUGACAGUUGCAACUUUGGCUUACUGUGCUGCAUAUGAUCAUAGUGCAGCACAUGCCACUUUUGUAGUUAUUUCAGUACUGCUCUUCCAUUUGCUAAUAACUGGGGCGAUUUUGGCUACUUGUUGUUGGUUACUAACAAAUGCUUACCUUCGGGAAGAGACACCAGGCAGUCAUGUAGUUGAGCAACGGGUUGAAUGGCUCUAUGCAUUUGAUGUGCACUGCAAUUCUUUCUUCCCAAUGUUUGUUUUGCUUUACGUGAUCCAUUACUUUAUAUCACCGCUUCUGGUGGCUCAUGGCUUCAUCCCAUUAUUGCUAUCAAAUAUGCUUUUCAUGAUUGGGGCUUCAUACUACCAUUACGUCAACUUUUUAGGUUAUGAUGUACUGCCAUUUUUGGAGAAAACUACUUUCUUCCUCUAUCCAAUUGGUGUGGUCUUUGUCCUCACUCCAAUCUUUAUCUUGAUUGGCUUCAACCCUUCAAGAUACUUCAUGAACAUGUACUUUAGUCAGAACUUAUAAUCUCAGGUUAUGGCUUCGGCUACAGCUUACCUUGAGGCAGGAUUGAUAGAUCAAAGAUUUCAUCGACAGAAACUGAUGACUGCAUUUAUUUUUCACUUGCAUCUUGAAAGAAAUGAGGAAGUUCUCGUUACAGCCUCGGUUGCUGAAUUUUUCAGGCCUUUUGACGAGCGAUAUCAGGAAUUUUAGGGUAGGAUCUUGGCAUCUUGUGCAUCACGGCUGCAAGUGAGUUAACGCGGCUGAAUUUUUGAUGAAAUAGAUCUGUUGAAUGUAAUGAUUUUACCUGAUACAUUUUGUUUGCAAUUUACACAAAAACACUUGAAUUUUUUUUUCUUCUUCCAAUUCCAUCAGGCUUCCUGAACAUGUAUGUAUCUGCAGAUGUGUUUGUUAAUGUGCAGAGACCAUUUAUUUAGAUCUUGGCAAAGGUCUCUAAACUGCUGUAUUCCCUUCGCCAUC
Molecule: messenger RNA, 1440 nt
Organism: Momordica charantia (bitter melon)
Lineage: Eukaryota; Viridiplantae; Streptophyta; Magnoliopsida; Cucurbitales; Cucurbitaceae
Product: UNC-50 family protein
Cellular component (GO): Golgi membrane
Source: RefSeq, a predicted model, not a curated record